Molecule: messenger RNA, 1457 nt
Organism: Jaminaea rosea
Lineage: Eukaryota; Fungi; Basidiomycota; Exobasidiomycetes; Microstromatales
Exons: 4
Coding region: 192-1301 (369 amino acids)
Source: RefSeq, a predicted model, not a curated record
GAUCUCCGUCCUUCCGCCUCAGGCAGUGUCACCGGCAGCACGAUGUUGCAGAGUGGAAGCACGUCGAUUCAAAGGUGUAGAUCAGUAGGAGAAAGCUGAAGGAGACAUUGUCCACGUCCUCAUCAAGAGAUAGCGGCUCAAAGGUCCGAGUCCAAAGGUCAAAGGAACGCAACUCCGCCGAGCCUCAACAGAUGACUCUAGGGAAAUUUCACUCUCUCCUGCCGCCCGAGAUCAUCAAGCAUUGCCCCCUCGAAUGGGCAGCAUCCGCCCUUGAAGCUGUCGACAAUGACGACGAGGAGGCGUAUUUUGAUUUAGACAAGGGCGGCGCUUGCUACCGGUCCGAGAAGGAGCAGCUUGCUCGUGCUCGCUGCUGCUUGCGAUGUGCUAUGGAGGGCAUCGCAUGCCUCGUAGUCCCCGGAGCCAAGACGACCACCUGCCAGGGAUGCGUCAAGGCAAAGGCUGUCUGCAGCGCUGGAGCCUCGUUCCCUCCUGGUCUCAUUCCUGGCUUUCGUCGCUGGGCCAUUGAGCGGGUCAAGGAGCUCAACAAGCCUGGCACCCAGCACAAGCCCGCUGAAUGGAUGGCUCUGCGCAACGAGCACCUGGAGCUGGGCUUGGGACGGGCCUAUGUUCGCGAGGUUGAGGAGACGCCAAAGCAGAGGCGCAAGAGGAAGCGCAACUCGACGGACACCGGAUCCCAAUCGACGUCUGGUUCGGCGCCAGCCCAAGCUGCGCAGCCCACCAUCGCUGCUCCUCCCCGGUCCGCCGCGGCAUCUGAGCCUGGUCCUCGCCCCGUCGCUGGAUAUACGCCUCAUCAAGCCUACGGCGUCGCCCCUCAUCCAGCUCAAUCGGCCCCACACUCAUUUCAGUCCUCCUCUACUCAUCCCUCCAUUCAUACCGCACAUUCAACUUCUCUCGGCGGUCACGUUCAUCCACUCCAUGGGCUCCAGCCCCACACCAACGGGCGUCUCAUCUUCCUACGACCGUGGGCUGCCUUCGCCUGCCCGUUGGACCCUACUCGUGCUCAAGUAGAGCAGAUGAGGGCCAACUUGCACCAGGCGCAGAGAGAGGUUGAGUGGGCGCGAGGGCAAUACCAGCUGGCUGAACAGCUCGUCAGCCAGCAGGAGCGCAGGGUAGCCGACGAGGCCGCCCGUAGCCAGCGUAUUGCCUCGUGGGUCACUACCAUCGGCCUUCAGCCCACCGACCCCUCGCUGCCCCCUCAGGCGGAUGCAACGCCGCGCCCGUCCCCAUCCAGCUCAUUCCAUCCUUUCCUGCCGGGCCCUUAUGGACCGCGCUUUAUGUAACUCCUCGCACGCCGAGCUCCCUCGAGAUACCUUCGCCCACACGCAUCCAUACCCCCUUCCACGACUCAGCUGACUGUACCAUACUUACACGCAGAAUAGAACAUGAUAUUAGGCUACGAGUCCACCCCUAGGCACUGCCGCAGCACAAUGCGCGAC